AUGUUGGAGGCAGUCAGAUUAGUUGUCGAGCAGUGGUUCAACGACAGGCUUGCGGCCGCACAAGAGAGCGAUGAAAAUCUGACUCCGGAGGCAAAACAGAAGCUCAGUGCAGAACUUGUAAAAAGUCGUCGUUACACAGCCAAGAGGACCACCGAGAGAAAAUACAGGGUUCGUGCUAGUGGUCGCCAUUAUAUGGUUGACCUUCAAAAGCAGAGCUGUGAAUGCAACGAAUUCAACGAGGACCAGAUGCCGUGUUCUCAUGCGAUUGCAGCCAUUACUGAGGCGAACGAGUCAGUGGAGGAUUACGUGCACUCUUACUACUGGAACAGUUCACUAGUUGACACAUACUCUGGCGACGUUAACCACUUGCCUCCCAUAGAAAAUUGGAAUAUUCCUUUCCAAAUUGCAUCUCAGCUUGUUUUACCAAAUCUCUCUCGGCGACAAGCUGGUCGUCCAAAGGAAACUCGAGUUCGAUCCGCAGGUGAAAGGCCGACUCAAAACACAUCAACAGCGGAGGCAUCAACUAGUAGCAAGAAACGAGCACCCAAAACGUGUGGUCUCUGUGGCGGGUCUGGUCACACACGUCGAUCGUGCAAGGGUACGGCCACCGAUGCGUAG
This is a messenger RNA of Salvia miltiorrhiza (redroot sage), 618 nucleotides long. RefSeq lists its product as uncharacterized. The transcript is spliced from 2 exons. NCBI's taxonomy places the organism in Eukaryota, Viridiplantae, Streptophyta, Magnoliopsida, Lamiales, Lamiaceae. The record is from RefSeq and is a predicted model, not a curated record. The coding region runs from base 1 to 618 and encodes 205 amino acids. Gene Ontology annotation, molecular function: zinc ion binding.